Molecule: messenger RNA, 1149 nt
Organism: Naumovozyma dairenensis CBS 421
Lineage: Eukaryota; Fungi; Ascomycota; Saccharomycetes; Saccharomycetales; Saccharomycetaceae
Gene: HST2
Product: histone deacetylase HST2
Exons: 1
Coding region: 1-1149 (382 amino acids)
Molecular function (GO): NAD+ binding; histone deacetylase activity, NAD-dependent
Source: RefSeq, a predicted model, not a curated record
AUGACUGAACAAAAAACAAUCGAUGAUGUAGUAUUGCAUUUGGAAAAAUAUCCUAAUUCACAGGUAAUAUUUUUAGUAGGAGCAGGUAUUUCCACAUCAUGUGGUAUACCUGAUUUUAGAUCUCCAAAGACAGGAUUAUAUCAUAAUUUAGCGAAAUUGAAAUUACCUUUUGCUGAAGCUGUGUUUGAUAUAGAUUUUUUUCAAGAGAAUCCCAAACCUUUCUACAUAUUGGCUAAAGAACUGUAUCCAGGUAAUUUCAAACCUACUCAUUUCCAUUAUUUAAUGAAACUGUUUGAAGAAAAGGGACGUUUACGUAGAAUAUAUACCCAAAAUAUUGAUACGUUGGAAAUGCAAACAGGUAUUGACCCCAAAUAUAUCAUUGAAGCGCAUGGUAGUUUUGCAAGUAACCAUUGUAUCGAAUGUGACAAGAAUUUCCCUAUGGAAUACUUUAAAUCAAAAUUAAACGAAGCCUCGAAUGAGUAUGUGUUUUGCAAAUGUGAUGAAUGUGGAGGGCUAGUUAAACCAAAUAUUGUGUUCUUUGGUGAAGAUUUACCUUUAAAGUUCUUCGAGCAAUGGGAUCAGGAUUUGCUAUGGAUGAAAAGCAAUAAAGAUAAGCAUCCUUUAGUAAUUGUUGCAGGUACCUCUUUAGCUGUUUAUCCAUUUGCGAACUUACCUACUGAAGUACCAAACAACGUCUCGAGGACGUUGAUGAAUUUGGAAGUGGUCGGUGACUUUAAUAUGAACAUGAGAAAGUCAGACAUAAUUAUCAAAGAUAAAACAGAACAAAUAACUAAUCGACUAGUUGAGAAACUUGGAUGGCAGACAGAGUUUGAUAAAUUAAUUAGCAAGGGCGAACCUUCCACCUCAGAAGAAAAGGAAACAAUAGAAGGUAUCUUAAAAGAUCUAGAAAAUCUAAACAUUGAAGAUACCAAACCUCCUAAGCUAGUAAAAGAAGAGGCUCUCGAAAAGGAAAAGAAAUCUGAAAUGUCGUAUGAAGAGCUGGGAGAUACUAGCGAAUUACUGGUGAGGGGGGAAGAUAUUACAGUUGCAGCUUCUGAAAAAGCAGAACAAGAUAAAAAGCAUGACAACGAAGACAGUACUGAGUUAAUUGGACUUGUAGAGGAAACAUCUGACUUAAAAAUAACUUAA